AUGGCACGGGAUACCUGUGGAAAUCAUGUGCUGAAUACUGCAGAAAAUGUAAGGGGAGAUCAGACGGACAUUGCGUCAAAGUUUUCAACAAAAAAUUUAGCGGUGGAUAUCAAUGCCAGUGCACUGGAGGCAGCACUGCUAAAUCAGAAAAUCUACGUGAUAAAGCUACCUGCGCUUUGGGACUAUGACUCGAAACUAUGGCUGCUUCAUAAUGGCGGUAUGAGCGCUGUCAUACCUUAUCAUUUUCAACAGUCUAUAUUUGUUUUGUAAGA
Molecule: messenger RNA, 272 nt
Organism: Cylicostephanus goldi
Lineage: Eukaryota; Metazoa; Nematoda; Chromadorea; Rhabditida; Strongylidae
Source: the annotation of a GenBank genome assembly